Cornus florida is the source of this 1623-nucleotide messenger RNA. Its product is annotated as syntaxin-22-like. Gene Ontology annotation, cellular component: endomembrane system; SNARE complex; membrane. The transcript has 7 exons. Gene Ontology annotation, biological process: intracellular protein transport; vesicle-mediated transport; vesicle fusion. Gene Ontology annotation, molecular function: SNARE binding; SNAP receptor activity. The record is from RefSeq and is a predicted model, not a curated record. Bases 316 to 1227 code for a protein of 303 amino acids. Lineage: Eukaryota; Viridiplantae; Streptophyta; Magnoliopsida; Cornales; Cornaceae.
AAUUGAUAGUUGAAGUAAAUAAGUUAAAUGAAACUUAAAAACCAAUGAUUAGGGUAGCAUUAUUGUAGGUAGGAGUAGGGCCCAUGGAGAUAUACAAAGGCAAAAAGCCAAAAACUAGGAAACUCCACGAGCAACUUCCUCCUCUUGUCGUCAUUACCUAAAAUUGCACACAGUAACACACAUUACAUUACUCGUAGUAGUCUCUCCUAUAUAUUAUUCUCCGCCAAAUAAACUCCAAAACCUUUCCUUCUUCUUCUUCAACCCUUUCACUUCCUUAAUGUGAAUUCAACCCGUUCACUUACUUUACAAGGAAACAUGAGCUUUGAAGAUCUUGAAUCAGGUCGGCAUUUUUGUUCUAAUGAAAGACAAAAACAAGACCUCUCCCAGGCCGUUGCAGGCGGCGUUUUCCAGCUCAACACGGCGGUUGCCUCUUUCCGGCGUCUCGUAAACACCCUUGGCACUCCCAGGGACACCCUUCAACUUCGUCAAAAGCUGCACAAGACAAGGCUACACAUUGGGCAAUUGGUGAAAGAGACUUCAGCAAAGCUUAAGCAAGCUAGUGAAACAGAUCGGGAUGCUAAAGUUAGUGCGAGCAAGAAGAUUGCUGAUGCUAAGCUUGCAAAAGAUUUCCAAUCAGUUCUUAAAGAAUUUCAGAAGGCUCAAAGGAUUGCAUCUGAGAGGGAAACAAAUUAUGCUCCUUUCAUUCCCAAGGAAGUUUUUCCAUCCAGGUAUUUAGUGAACUUCUUAAUUACUAUUAUAUGGUUAGAUUUGUUUAUUGUUGCGUCAAAUUAUGCUCCUUUCAUUCCCAAGGAAGUUUUUCCAUCCAGCAACACUGCAGACAAGAUGGAGAUAAGUCCAUCCAGAAGCACCAAACAGUUGUCUCUUCUUGUAGAACCUAAAAGACAGGAGGUUUUACUAUUGGACAAUGAGAUUGUUUUAAAUGAAGCCAUUAUUGAAGAAAGAGAGCAAGGAAUCCAAGAAAUUCAGCUGCAGAUAAGUGAGGCGAACGAGAUUUUCAAAGAUCUGGCUGUUUUGGUACAUAAGCAAGGAGUUAUUAUUGAUGAUAUUAGUUCAAACAUCGAUAAUUCCAAUACUGCAACUAGACAAGCUACUUCCCAACUGGCCAAAGCUUCCGAGACUCAAAGAUCCAAUUCAUCUAUGACCUGUUUGCUGUUGGUGAUUUUUGGGAUCAUUCUACUUAUUGUUAUGAUACUUGUCAUUGCGUGAAGUGGGUCUCAGACAUAGACUUGAGGUGGUUGCUCAGACAUCUGACCUGAUCACAUAUGGUAAGCUACCCUCUCACACUUAGCAGGUAUGAAGUUGAUCAUGUAGGCUCCGUUCGUUAGGAAGGAAGUAAAUUAAAUGGAAGGGAAAGAAGAAGGGAAGGAUGAGACAUUCCUAUGGAAGAGAUUAUGGACUUUUCUUAUUUUGUUUGGUUGGAUGAAAGAGAAGAGAGAAGAACGUACCAAAUUCCUUUGUUUGUUGCGAAAGAAGGAAAGAGAGAAUUUUAAAUUAUUUUUACCAUUAUACUCUUCAUUAUUUUUUUUCUUAGUAAAUAGCCAUCAUCUUUACUACUCAUUAUCUUCGCUACUCAUUUAAACAGUACCAUUAAUUUCACUCUAA